This is a messenger RNA of Anneissia japonica, 1188 nucleotides long. RefSeq names its product histamine H2 receptor-like. The record is from RefSeq and is a predicted model, not a curated record. Gene Ontology annotation, cellular component: membrane. The transcript has a single exon. Gene Ontology annotation, biological process: G protein-coupled receptor signaling pathway. NCBI's taxonomy places the organism in Eukaryota, Metazoa, Echinodermata, Crinoidea, Comatulida, Comatulidae. Gene Ontology annotation, molecular function: G protein-coupled receptor activity. Bases 172 to 1188 code for a protein of 338 amino acids.
UGAGCUUUGAUCUACAUACAAUAAUGUUAGCCUAUAUCGAAUUAUAUAUUCAUUGAAUUACGAGUGACUAUACUACCAGCGAGUAAAUGUAUAUUUACAGACUAAACGGUAGUGGUUGACAGUUUUAACCAAAUUCACCUUGCAACCGGUUUUAAAACUCUAUUCAUCGUCAUGGCGGCAACAAUUGAUGUGUUGAUACAACAAAAUGUUUCUGUAGGAUUAUUUAUUUUUGUGAUUUGUACAUUUUUACCUGUCAUGCUGGUGACGAUAAUUGGAAACUUGAUUGUUAUACUCAGUGUGUACCGGAAACGUUCUUUAGCAAAAACUCCGAAUAGUAUCUUCAUAUCAUCCUUAGCACUCUUUGAUUUCUUAAAUGGGUUGAUUGGAAUUCCACUCUGUAUGGUUGCUUAUAUUCUUCGUAGACAGUUUUUCUAUAUAGAAAACUGUGGAAUUUGGUAUCGUGUGCCUGCCAGAAUAUUUGUCACAAUCUCAAUGCUUCAUCUCCUUGUGAUCACUAUUGAUCGAUUCCUAGCGAUUAAAUACCCUCUUCGGUAUAUUGUGUGGAUGCCCGUUGAAAGAGCAAUUCGAAUUUGUAUUUGUGUCAGUUUUGUUGGUGUAUUUCUCGGGGGAAUUCCAUCUGCAGUCGGUGCCCUCGCAAGCCUGUUAGUGCCACCUCCUAAUGUGACGUAUGAAUACGAAUGCCGGAGCUCGGCAUUUUAUGAUAUAUAUGGCAAUUCAGUGUACUUUUACCUCAGCGCAAUUAUCGGCUUGACAAUUCCUAUUAUGUUUAUUCUGUACUCAUAUAUUUUCUCAGUUGCGUCAAAAAAGGCGAAGGAGAUUGCCACACAUCACGGAAAGAAAGUUAACAGGCGAGAAAUGAAAGUUACCAAGACAGCAGCCAUAGUACUUCUAGUUUACACUCUGUGUGUUGCACCAACCUUUCUAAAAAGCACAAUUGUCCACAACGCUGUUGAUAAUGGUUCCACUUGGCUUGUGUGGUUCUUGUGGUUAGCAGAUUUUCUCAUCCUCGCUAACUCGAUGAUUAAUCCAUUAAUAUAUGCUGGAAGAAGUAAAGAAAUGAGAAAAGAAUUCAAAGAAACAUUCACUACAUUAUUUGUAAGAUUUAACCGGAUCAGAAGUAAACGCGGCGAAAGACGAGCAGACAUAAGCUGUGUUUACGUAAUAUAA